Molecule: messenger RNA, 2336 nt
Organism: Platichthys flesus (European flounder)
Lineage: Eukaryota; Metazoa; Chordata; Actinopteri; Pleuronectiformes; Pleuronectidae
Gene: stap2a
Product: signal transducing adaptor family member 2a
Exons: 11
Coding region: 65-1162 (365 amino acids)
Molecular function (GO): signaling adaptor activity
Source: RefSeq, a predicted model, not a curated record
GGCGUGUCACUCCCCCAGAAUCACUCGGAUCCCCUUUGUCCUCCGUGCCCAGCCAGCGACACUCAUGGCGGCUGCACCCGUCAGACAGCGGCCCGGGCCUGGGGGAGCCCGGGCGCCGCUCCCGCCCUGCUACUACGAGGGAUACCUGGAGAAGCGAGGACCGAAAGAAAAGGCAUCCAGGCGACUGUGGACAUGUCUCUGCGGGAAUUCACUGUAUUUCUUCAAUAACCCCAAGGACACCCAUUUCGUAGAGAAGAUGGAUCUCAGUGGAUUUGUGUCCCUGAAGGACGACUGCAGCCGGGACAGAAACCUGGAGGCGGCCAGACUCAUCCUACGCAUGAAGGAAGGGGAAACCAAACUUACAGCACCUAACCUAGAAUCAAGGGAGCUGUGGAAAGGUUUCCUCUACUCUGUCAUUGAUCUCAAUGUGCCGUCCUGCCUGACGUUGCUGCCGGGCCAGCUGCAGAUGCUGAAGGAGGUGGUGGACAAAGAGAGGUCCAGGCGGAGGAUUCGAACACCCACACGUGCGCCUCCCUCCCCGCUCUCCGUGCCUUUAGUAGGAGAGAUCCCAGCGUGCUUUCGGCCAGUGUCGCGGACAGAGGCUGAAGUCCUCCUGGAGCGACACCCAGACAGCGGCAACAUGCUGCUCCGUCCAGGCCGGGACGGAUGCUCGCUGGCUGUCACCACUCGACAAGACCUCAACGGGUCGGUGUUCAGACAUUACCGUGUGACUCAGAGGGACCAAGGAGGUUAUGUCAUCGAUGUAGAAAAUCCUAUUCCCUGUGCUACACUUCACGAGGUCAUUGACGCCCUGGUAGAGAAGACGGCAGGAACUCUUCAACCGUUCCUACUGGAGGAGCCAUAUGAGGAGAAUAUCACAUAUGUUUCUGCCAAUGAUGAAAAUGGAGAAAGGAUCCUCCACACUGCCCCCACUAGCCCCCUUCCAAAGGCUCCUGCCCUGCCGCCUAAACAAGAUCGGUGGUGCAGCAGCAGUCCCCUGUCCAGGUCCCCCGCCCCAGACCGCCGUAUCCUGACCACGUCUGUACCGGCCUCGCCCACCAACCCGAUGAGACGACUCAUCCUCUCUCCUUCACCUCUUGCACAGUCGCUCAACGAGGAACUCAAAAUGAAGCUGGAGAAGAGACGAGCCAGUCAGGACUGAUUUCACUCGGGAGGAACUACUUCCUGUCACAGCGAACUCAAUCUUCAGUGCCAAACCCCUUCUCACCGCAGCUAUGUACUCAUCCUGUGCCUUCUAGGCGGAAGACAAGGGACUACAAACACCGCCAUUUUCUUUGUAGUGCUUCGUCCAAAUGCAUCAAACUGUUUACAAACCGCCGUCCCAACAGAUGAUUACUUUCCCUUCUCUGAAUCAAUGUGACUGGCAGCUAAAACCUCCAGGAGAAACCCCUGACACACUCGGACCACCAACAGAGCCGAAUGUUCUCCUGUCUGAGCCCGUGUCUGUUUGUGCUGACCUGCUGAUGUCACUGCCGCACCUGAGACACUUUAUCUGCUCCGAAAGUAAAAUAAACCAGGCGCGCUCAGGUUUCAGCCCAGCGGCCCUCCACCUUCCUCCUCAUCUAACAUCUAGUAAUCAUGUGAAUAUGGUGGAGCUGGCCUGAAGGUGAAGCCUGCACAGUCUCUGCCUGCUGCUCCGAGUGUUAUAUGUGGUGAAUAAGCAUUGAUGACCAUUAAUAUGUUGUUGAUCGAAACAGCGACACCACCCUGGUUCAUUUCAAAUCCAACUUUGACUGUAAUGUCGGUGCUGAUUUUAAAGUGUUUCCUUAUUCUCUGCUACUGUGUAUAUGUGCUACUGUAUGGUGCUACGACUCACCAGUGCUCAGACCUGCUCGGAGCCUCCGCUGUUCCCCUUCAAGAACGUCUAUCUGCUGUAUGUGAGGGUGCCCUCUAGUGGAAGGGCUGUAAACUAAAGAGACAGAACACUAUUUAAGUAUUAAGUACACAAGAACCAGAAACUUGGCAAAAACCAAAAGUUUUAUUUUCCAGAUUAGCCCACGAAGGGUUUUGGCUAUCACAGUAUUAUAACCUAACUUUUGUCCUUCAGUAACAAAAUGAUAAUGUAUUACAGAUCUGAGGGUCUUUUUUUUUUCUACAUGGGAAACAUUAUUUGACAUUUCUGUCAAUUGGCCAGUCCGAGCAGAUUUGAUAUGUCUGAGCACUCGUGGAAAACUGUGAUCAACUGACUUGAGUCUUCUUACAAUGAUCGGUUUCUUGUACAUGUAUGUUUGUACAAUAUGUGAUGUGUCCACUUGAUCACUAUUGAAGGAUAGUGCUUGUAAGAUAUUGAGGGCAUUAAAUUGUUUUUGCAUGGA